CCCUCGGCUGCGGUGCGAUCAAAUCCCCGACCUCCGCCCGAGUCAUCCGAGGAGCCGCGCGGUGCGGCCGGGAAGCCCCCGCAGGGCCUCUCCCCGCUUCUGAAACGCGGGGGGCGGCGGGCGGCGGGGAAGCCCUGGGCGGUGCUUUCGGGGGUUCUCAGCAGCACCGAAGCCGGGAGGAGCGGGUGGCUUCCAGGCCGGGGCCGGCCCGGGCACUGCCUGAGUCAGGCCCUUUCCCAGCUGGCGGGGCUCCCCCUUCUCGCUGCCGGUCAUUCCGCUGCUCUGUCGUCGCUUCGGGCUCGGCUCCCGCGGCCCGAGGAGCGGGGGAAGGAGCGCUCUGGGGAAUGCUGCUGGGAAUCGAUUUCAACGCGUCCUGCCCCCAGCACUACUCCUGUCAGGGUCACAUUUUGUACAGGAAAUGGAGAAGGGGAUUUUCUUCACCGGAUUACACAAACCGGUGAAGAACUUUAGCAAUGAGGAGUUUUUUACACUUGCACUUCCCAGACAAGCGCGGCUGUGCCAGGAAAAGGAACGUUGCAACACAAGAACUGAAGCAGUGCCAGCGAGGGCACGCGGUGGUGCUUGUCCUGGAGGAACAGCGUAGUGCAAAUUCCCGGUGCUGUCGCGUGCACGGGGACACAGCUCGUGGCCUCGACCUCAGCAGAGCCAUCCCACUUGACACCAGGCUCUGGAUCGGCGGGCGGAAUUCUUCGUUCACAUGGCAGCAGCAAACUCUACUCCACCAGGCUCUUUGGAUCUAAACCAGCCUGGAUUUUCAAAGGCGAUACUGGGAACUAAACUGGAGGUGAAAUACCUCUGUUCGGAUUGCAAGAACAUUCUGAGGAGGCCGUUUCAAGCUCAGUGUGGACAUCGCUACUGUUCUUAUUGUCUGAAGAAAAUCAUAAGUUCUGGACCUCAAAAGUGUGCAAGCUGUAUUGAGGAAGGGAUAUAUGAAGAAGGAAUUUCUAUUUUGGAAACCAGCUCAGCUUUCCCAGACAACGCAGCUCGUCGGGAGGUGGAAAGUCUGCCUGCUGUCUGUAUUAACGAUGGUUGCACGUGGAAGGGGACUAUUAAGGAGUACGAGAGCUGCCAUGAGGGGAACUGCCCGUUCCUGCUGAUUGAGUGCCAGGCAUGUAAGGGACUGAUCACACUGAAUGACAAGGAGCGCCACUCUGAGCGGGAGUGCCCCGAGAGAAACCUCAACUGCAAAUACUGCAAAUUGCUUUUCUACUUUCCUGAUAUUAAGGCUCACGAUGAAGUCUGCCCUAAGUUUCCAUUGACUUGUGAAGGCUGUGGGAAGAAAAAGAUUCCAAGAGAGAAGUUUCAGGACCAUGUGAAGACUUGUGGCAAAUGUAAAGUGCCUUGUAGAUUUAAGGUUGUUGGAUGUGCUGAGAUGGUGGAAAAUGAAAGGCUACCAGAACAUGAAACCAAGUGUCUGGCGGAGCAUCUGUACAUGCUACUGAGUUUUGUGCUUAGCCUCAAGAGUGGCUCUGGAGACCUGAAGCAUCUUCCUGCCCUUUCCUCAUCACAAAGUAACUCCCCACUACUGGCAGCAAACUCUUUGUGCUCAGAGUCAGAGCUCUCCAAAUCCAUGGAGCUCUCCAAGUCCCUGGAGCUCUUGGGAAGAUGUGAGGCCCUUGAGAGGAAAACAAUGACCUUUGAGAACAUUGUCUGCGUGCUCAACCGGGAGGUGGAAAGAGUGUCUCUAACAGCUGAAGCCUAUAGUCGGCAACAUCGACUAGACCAGGAAAAAAUUGAAUCUCUGAGUAACAAGGUUCGGCAGCUGGAAAGGAGCAUUGGGCUCAAAGAUCUGGCCAUGGCUGAGAUGGAGGAAAAGAUCCGCAACAUGGAAGCUUCCACCUACGAUGGUGUUUUCAUCUGGAAGAUAACAGACUUUGCCAGGAAGCGCCAGGAGGCGAUAACAGGCCGCUCUCCUGCGAUCUUCUCUCCAGCUUUCUACACAAGCAAGUAUGGCUACAAGAUGUGUCUGCGCGUUUACCUGAACGGGGAUGGCACCGGGCGUGGGACCCAUCUGUCCCUGUUCUUUGUGGUGAUGAAAGGACCCAAUGAUGCUCUUCUUCGCUGGCCUUUCAACCAGAAGGUAACUCUGAUGCUCUUGGAUCAGAACAACCGGGAGCACAUCAUCGAUGCUUUCCGCCCUGACGUGACAUCCUCCUCCUUCCAGCGACCCAUCACGGAAAUGAACAUUGCCAGCGGGUGCCCGCUGUUCUGCCCCGUCUCCAUGAUGGAAGCGAAGAACUCCUAUGUCCGUGAUGACGCCAUCUUUAUUAAAGCCAUCGUUGACCUCACAGGCCUCUAGCCCUCCUCGCCUCCAGGAGCAGUGAACACAGAGCCAGCCCCAUGGGGCACCCCCCUCUCGUGCUGCCCUGCAGGCAGGUCUUGGAGUGAGGAGGGGGCAGAAAGCAGAGGGGGAGAAGCCUAUACCUAGCCCCUUCCCAAAAAGGGACCUUCUCUGCGCUGAGCGGCAGCAAGGUGUCUGAUGGGAACCCUCUUCCCUGGUGUCAGAGAGACUUUUCCAGAGACGAGGUUAGGGUGGACAUUGACAGUUUGCAUGGUACAGGGGUCACCUGCAGGGACUUGGAUAUCUGAACUGCCGGUUCACCACGCUGGUUUCCCAGCGGGAGCAAGUGCAGCUCGCUCUGCCAGGUCAGCGCGUGGCCUCAGCUCUCUGUAGCGAAACAAGGAUUUGGCCUGCCUGAGCACCACCUCAUCCAUCUGGGAUUUUCUUCAGAGAGCUCUGUGGUCCUGAAGGUAGUGCUGGCUGAAGGAAUACCGCUGCCCCAUGCUGGGGCUGGUUUGCGCCUCGCUGUCAGGAAGGCUGCAGCACUUGUCUG
Molecule: messenger RNA, 2855 nt
Organism: Cygnus olor (mute swan)
Lineage: Eukaryota; Metazoa; Chordata; Aves; Anseriformes; Anatidae
Gene: TRAF2
Product: TNF receptor associated factor 2
Exons: 12
Coding region: 719-2320 (533 amino acids)
Biological process (GO): regulation of apoptotic process; protein K63-linked ubiquitination; positive regulation of canonical NF-kappaB signal transduction
Cellular component (GO): cytoplasmic side of plasma membrane; plasma membrane signaling receptor complex; cytosol
Molecular function (GO): tumor necrosis factor receptor binding; ubiquitin protein ligase binding; zinc ion binding
Source: RefSeq, a predicted model, not a curated record